Hordeum vulgare subsp. vulgare (domesticated barley) is the source of this 867-nucleotide messenger RNA. RefSeq names its product circumsporozoite protein-like. The record is from RefSeq and is a predicted model, not a curated record. Gene Ontology annotation, molecular function: DNA-binding transcription factor activity. Gene Ontology annotation, biological process: regulation of DNA-templated transcription. NCBI's taxonomy places the organism in Eukaryota, Viridiplantae, Streptophyta, Magnoliopsida, Poales, Poaceae. The coding region runs from base 1 to 867 and encodes 288 amino acids. The transcript has 5 exons. Gene Ontology annotation, cellular component: nucleus.
AUGGACAGCGACUACGUUUCCAUCCUGCUCGCGGGCACCGCGGGGCUCGACUUCGGCGUGCCGGGCCUCAACGCCGGCUUCUUCGAGACGCUCUGCGGUGCCGGCGGCGCGGGCGCCGCCGGGCUCGCCGCCAUGUUCGGGGACCGGGCGGCCGGGAUGCACGGCUUCGGAAACGGCGGCCAGUUCGGGCCCGCGGAGGGGGGCGGCGGGGAGCUCGCCGCCGCGUCCCGGGAGGGCUCCUCCGUCUCUGACCCGGCGUGUGCGUACGGCGCGAAUGCCAAGAAGCGAAAGGCGCCCUCCGCGGGCGCCGCCAAGGGAAAGGAGGCCGCGGCCACCUUCGCCAAGAUGAGGGAGGCGACGGGGCCGGACUCGAAGAAAUGCAAAAUUGAGAACGAGACGGUGAGGCCCAAGGUGGAGGAGGAGGCGGCCACGGCCAGCGACGGAUCGGCCAGCGGGGAGAGGGGCCGUAAUCAGGCCAAGGGCAAGGGCCCCAAGUCCAAGCAGCCGGCGGCGGACGAGCCGCCCAGGGACUACGUCCACGUCCGGGCCAGGAGAGGCCAGGCCACCGACAGCCACAGCCUUGUUGAGAGGGUUAGAAGAGAAAAGACCCGUACCUGGUUCAAAAAGGGACAGUGCGCUAGGCGGGCGAUGGGCCUAGGCGGGCACCUGGAACCUGGCAUUAAAUUUGCUCCUGGAUUUGGUUUUAAUGGAGGCGUGUACAACAUUCAACCUUUGUAUGCUGCUGCUGUUACCUACAACACUGAGUCCCCCAGCUUGGGUCGCCACAAAUGUCUCUUGUUCCUGUUGAACAGCAGCAGCCUCAUCCAAUGGCUCAGCACAUGCCUGGUCGCCGGCUCCAUCACCUAA